This is a messenger RNA of Drosophila yakuba, 2442 nucleotides long. RefSeq names its product splicing factor 3B subunit 2 (gene Sf3b2). Gene Ontology annotation, cellular component: U2 snRNP; catalytic step 2 spliceosome; U12-type spliceosomal complex. The transcript has 5 exons. The record is from RefSeq and is a predicted model, not a curated record. Bases 119 to 2368 code for a protein of 749 amino acids. Gene Ontology annotation, biological process: mRNA splicing, via spliceosome. NCBI's taxonomy places the organism in Eukaryota, Metazoa, Arthropoda, Insecta, Diptera, Drosophilidae.
UAUCGAAAUUAAUCGAUAUGCCUGAGUGGUACAAAAAUAUCUUGUCGCCCAUCACUAGAAUUGUGGUUUAUAAAAAAAUUACGGCUCGGUUUGGGUUUUUUAUAGAUUAAUUUAAUUUAUGGCGGACCAGUUAAACAACGAGCCCGGCCAGCCCACGCCGCUCAUGUCCAUUCGCUUUGAUCAGCAGCAGCACGAAAGUGCGGCGGUCAAUGGAAACGAAAACGGCAAUGGGACCGCAAAUGGCGCCGGCGAUGCCUCCGAAGAUGCUGUAGAUGCCGAUAAAGCUGCCGGAGAACUGGUCCUGCCCAAGGCCUUGGAGGAUGUUCUUGCUUUAAAGGAUCAAAGGGCAGCCGAGUUCACGGUGGACGCCGAUUCGCAGGGUGGCAGCGGGGGUGCUACACAGGACGGCGACGAAGCGGAUGUGGGCGAGGACAGCGAUGAGGAUGGGGAUAACCAGGUGAACGGAAGUGGCAGCCAAAAGCCCGGCAAGCAGAGCAAGGCGGAGCGUAACAAAAAGAAGAAGAAGCGAAAGAAGCAGAACAAGAAGAUACGCCACCAAAUAGAGUUCGAACGGCAGCAGCAGUUGGCCCAAGCGGAUGAGCACGAACCGGAGGCCAAGGACUCGGAGGCCAAAGCGCCGGGCAGCGAAGACGAACAGGUUGCUGAAAAGGAAAAGAAGGACAAACGCAAAGAUAGUCGCAGCAAACGCAGGAAGGAUCGGGGUGAUGACAAAGAUACGGACAAGAAGGCUGGCGAAGCCAAUGAUGAAGAUGUGACCAUUGAAUAUGUGCCCGAAAAGAUAACCAUUGCAGAUUUGGCGCCAAUGUACCGCCAGUUUUAUCGUGUGUUCGAAAUCUUCAAACUGGAGAACAAACCAAAGCCUGUGGAGAAGGACAAAUCCUCGCUUGAUUCUGAGUCCCACACCAAGGACAAAAAGGCUACCGACAAACUACUCGAGGAUGAAGACGAUGACGGCGAUGAUGACGACGAGCGAAAGGAAGAUAAAGAGAAGCUGUCCAAGCGAAAACUCAAGAAACUGACCCGCCUGAGUGUGGCAGAACUGAAACAGCUAGUCUCUCGACCUGACGUAGUGGAGAUGCACGAUGUCACAGCCAGAGAUCCCAAACUAUUGGUUCAACUAAAAGCCUAUAGGAACACAGUGCAAGUGCCGCGACACUGGUGCUUCAAGCGAAAAUAUUUGCAGGGCAAAAGGGGUAUCGAGAAGCCUCCGUUUGAUCUCCCCGCCUUCAUCAAAAAGACGGGCAUCAUGGAGAUGCGUGAAUCGUUGCAGGAACGGGAGGACGGCAAGACCCUCAAGGCCAAGAUGCGUGAACGCGUCCGUCCCAAGAUGGGCAAAAUUGACAUUGACUACCAGAAACUGCACGAUGCCUUCUUCAAGUGGCAGACCAAGCCCCGCAUGACCAUUCAUGGCGAUCUCUACUACGAGGGCAAGGAGUUUGAGACGCGCCUUAAGGAAAAGAAGCCCGGAGAUCUCUCCGAAGAAUUGCGUAUUGCUUUGGGAAUGCCAGUGGGCCCCAACUCACACAAGAUUCCGCCGCCUUGGCUAAUUGCUCAGCAGCGCUACGGGCCACCGCCCUCGUAUCCGAAUCUUAAAAUUCCCGGCCUGAAUGCGCCGAUCCCAGACGGAACCUCGUUCGGUUAUCAUGCCGGAGGUUGGGGCAAGCCGCCAGUUGAUGAAAACGGAAAACCACUUUACGGUGACGUAUUCGGAACCAACAUAUUGGACCUCGACAAUGGCAUUGACGAAGCUGAUAUCGAACGUAACCAAUGGGGCGAACUGGAGUCGGAGUCAGAGGAAUCAUCCGAGGAGGAGGAGGAAGAUGGCGAGGACUUGGGCGAGCAGCCGGAUGAGACUGGCCUGGUAACGCCAGUGGAGGGAUUAGUUACACCCUCUGGACUCACCAGUGUUCCAGCUGGCAUGGAAACCCCCGAGAACAUUGAACUUCGCAAGAAGAAAAUUGAAGCCGAGAUGGAGGACAAUGAAACCCCCGUACUGUACCAAGUGCUGCCCGAGAAGCGCACCGACCGCAUAGGGGCUUCCAUGAUGGGAUCGACCCAUGUCUACGACGUCAGUGGCGGUGGCGCCAACAAACAGCCACCAGUUCGAUCAACCACAGAUCGCGAAGGCAUUGUGGAAUUGGCGCUCGAUCCUAGCGAAUUGGACUUGGACAAUGACGCAAUGGCCCAGCGGUAUGAGCAACAGAUGCGUGAGCAGCAGAAUCACCUGCAGAAGGAGGAUCUGUCUGACAUGUUGGCCGAACAUGUGGCGCGGCAGAAAUCGAAGCGCAAGCGACAGCAAACGGAUCCGGCCAAGACCACAAAGAAGUACAAGGAGUUCAAGUUUUAGUUUGACAACAAGAAAAACCACUUUUCCAUUUGUGCGCUUGUCAAGGAUGUCAUUAAACAUAGUAAAAACUAUAA